Molecule: messenger RNA, 396 nt
Organism: Striga asiatica
Lineage: Eukaryota; Viridiplantae; Streptophyta; Magnoliopsida; Lamiales; Orobanchaceae
Source: the annotation of a GenBank genome assembly
AUGGCUGCUGUUGAUCGACAACCGACGCAUCUUCUUCAUCUCCUCCGCAAUUGUCGCCUUCUUCUCCUUGUACCCCGCCGUCUGCUUCCAGCCGAUACCGUGUUUUGCGACCUUCGGCCCGGAUCCCGCGUCCUCUGGCUCCAUAGCUUGGCCCAACCCCUUCGAUUUGGAUUUAGGUUUAUCCUGCUCCUGUCAUCUCUUUCAGAAUCCCUCUUCCUCUCCUCCCUUCUUGUACUCGAUUUUUCACGGCUUUCAUCAUCAUUUUCUCUCUGUCUUUCCCUUCCACGCCUGGACCCUAAUGUUCGGACUUCCGCCAUGAACCCUAAUGUUCAGACUUCUGCAAGUGGGAUGGAGAAGGAACGAAAAGUAAUUCUGGGAAGGAAGGAGCGGAUCUAG